Sorex araneus (European shrew) is the source of this 5458-nucleotide messenger RNA. It is a transcript of the gene POPDC3, whose product is annotated as popeye domain containing 3. Gene Ontology annotation, cellular component: sarcolemma. The transcript is spliced from 4 exons. The record is from RefSeq and is a predicted model, not a curated record. Gene Ontology annotation, molecular function: cAMP binding. Bases 421 to 1257 code for a protein of 278 amino acids. NCBI's taxonomy places the organism in Eukaryota, Metazoa, Chordata, Mammalia, Eulipotyphla, Soricidae.
CCCCGCCCGCGCCGCCGCGCCGCCCGGGAGCUGCCUGCGGUCACCGUGCGCCCGGGUGCCCGCCGCUGGGCAGCGAGGAGCGCGCGAGCCGGGAGGCCAGCCCGACCCCGCGCCCCGGGCUGGAAACUUCCGCGGGCGCCCAGCCUGGGCUCUGGCGCAGGGCCGGGACGGGAAAGAAACUACAAGAUAUCUAUGGGGCCAUAUCUAUACCAGCAACUUAGAUGACUUGAAUGAGUAUGGGGUUCUUAGUUUUUCAAGAUCCACGUAUACCAGAUCCUUCAGCACAACUGCUGUGUUCAGGCUUUCUCUGGUUUUGUGAAGACUGAGCAAAAGUCUGACGAUGGGAAGUCAGAAGACUUGAUUUCUUGCCUCAGCAGCACCCAGCCUCACCUGAAAAGUGAAGCAGAGAGUAAGAUAGCCAUGGCCGAAAACUCAAGUUUAUGGAAGAACUUGAUAGACGAGCAUCCGGUCUGCACCGGAUGGAAGCAAGAGGCUGAAGGAGCCAUUUAUCACCUGGCCAGUAUUUUAUUUGUAGUAGGUUUCAUGGGUGGCAGCGGAUUCUACGGGCUCCUUUAUGUCUUCAGUUUGCUGGGGUUGGGUUUUCUUUGUUCUGCUGUCUGGGCGUGGGUAGAUGUCUGUGCAGCCGACAUCUUUUCCUGGAAUUUUAUAUUGUUUGUCAUCUGCUUCAUGAAAUUUGUCCAUAUUGCUUAUCAAGUUCGCAGCAUAACCUUUGCCCGAGAAUUCCAGCUAUUAUACAGCUCCAUUUUCCAACCUCUGGGGACCUCUAUGCCCAUCUUCAGAAUCAUUGCUUUGAGCUCUGAUGUGGUGACUUUGGAAAAGGAGCACUGUUAUGCCAUGCAGGGGAAAACCUCCAUUGAUAAACUCUCCUUGCUUGUUUCAGGAAGGAUGCGGGUGACAGUUGAUGGAGAAUUUCUGCAUUACAUUUUCCCCUUCCAGUUCCUGGAUUCUCCUGAAUGGGACUCCCUGAGGCCCACCGAGGAAGGCACUUUUCAGGUUACCCUCACAGCAGAAACGGAUUGUCGAUAUGUGUCUUGGAGAAGAAAAAAAUUAUAUUUGCUCUUUGCUCAAUAUCGUUACAUCUCCCGGUUGUUUUCAGUUUUAAUUGGCAAUGACAUUGCAGAUAAACUAUAUGCCUUGAAUGAUAGGGUAUACAUAGGGAAAAGAUACCAUUAUGAUAUUCGGUUACCCAACUUCUAUCAAAUGUCCAGUUCAGAAAUGUCCAAAUCACCUGAUUAAACAUUUUCAGAAAUCUAAACACUACUGUAAUAAACGACAUCCCCAUUUGAAAUUUUAUAAUUAUAUUUUUAAAAAGACUUCUUCAUUCCCCAAAGGAAAGAGCAAAAUACAGAAAACUGAACUCAUUCAUAUUUUUAUAAAUCAAACUUAUAGGCACGAUAUCAUUGUCUGCUGUUUUACUCAUCUCAACUUGGUCAUUGCAUAUCAAUUUUGCCAGCUUUAAUUGUAUUUCUUAUCAGAACAAGUGGAGGGAGGAUGUAUAACUACAGGCAAUUGGCUCUUUUCUGUAUCAGAACUGGGAGAAUGAAAUUUUGCAUUCUCUAAAAUUUUCUCAGAUUUAUUCAAAUCUGUCAUCAUGCCCUAUGGAGUUCAGAGUUGCUUCUCAAGAAGCAGCCGGCAAGUAUUCUCAGCACGACUGGGUCACUACAGUCCACAAUGACAUUUCCAGAAUUCACUUUUUCUACAACCUCUGGUGAAUGCAAGCUGUAUUAUUGUGAUAUGCAGCGAUUAUUUAUGUUAAAUGUGAAGUUACUUCAUAUGACUAUCAAGUAGAAUAAAUGUGAGAUCAUCAUAUGUCAUUCUUAAAGGCUUUUAUUGUCACCAGUACUUCAUCUGCUUUAUCUUUGCAGGGACUUAUUUUCAAGAAGGCAUUUAAUGAAAAACAUCGUUGCAUAAUUACUAAGUAAAAAGAAUUCCAUGAGUAAAUAUGAAAUGUGUUGCACCAUAUUUCAACUUCACAGGUUCAACAGAAAAGGAAAGAGCGAGUGGUUGGUCUGGAUGCUGAGGGUUGCAGAGUGAAGACUCCCCCCAGCACACAUGGGAGUCUUUAUGAAAAAGAGAAUAAGAAUGAGAUGGAGCCUCAGCCACAGACCUGGGCCCUGUCUGUACAAGACUGACUUUGAAGGUCAUGUGCAGGCCACCUUCUUUGGUAGAAAGAUAAAUCAUCAUACAUUCACCAAAUGGGUGUGAAGCGCCAACAAUGGCUCCAGGGGCUGACUUGAGUGAGCACUGCAGAAAUUUUAGGCAACUAAAAAAGAUAUUCAGUCCUCAUAAUGCUUGCAUCCUGGGCAUGAGGGAAACAGACAAUAGACUAAGUCAGAUUUGUCUAGGAUUAGAAAGAUACAGCAGCAGGAUAAAGAUAAAUCAGGGCGGGUGGGUAGGAAGGGGCUUUGCUGUAUGAAUAAGGUGGGUGAGAAAAGCCUGAGUGAAAAGGUUAUGUUUGAGGAAAGGUGAAAGGAAGAAAGCAUGUGGAUAUCCGGAGUGGGGAGAACAAUAUCCGCAGAGGCAAAAGCAAAUGAGGAGGCUUUUAGGCAUGACGACUGGUCUAUUCUGGGAGCUGUGAGAAGACAGUGAGCCUAGAGCAGAAGGAGUGUUAGGAAAGAUUGGAAAAUUGGGUAUAAGGACUUUGACUUUCAUUCUCAGGCUGGCCAGAGACUAUGGAGGAUUGGGAGGCUUUUAAAUAGAAAAGUGAUGUGAUCUGCCCUGUGUUUUAGAGGGAUUCUGAUAGCUAGCCUCUAGAGUAGGUUGGAGGGGAGCAGGGAAGGCAAGGGUCCUGGAAGGGGAGAUCAGUUAUUGUGAUCACUAGACACUGGAAUGGAUUGUUGGGUAAACCCAGAUGAGUUCAAGAGAAUGAUCUGAACUGGGAGAAAGAUUUGGGAGUGUUUUCAUAGAUGGUCUUUCAAACCGUGAGGUCAGUAGGUAAAGUAUUUACCUUGCAAUGCAUCUGGCCUGAUUUUGAUCCCCGACAUCUUACAUGGUUUCCUGAGUGCCAACAGGAGUAAUUCCUGAGUGCAGAGCCAGGAGUAACCCCUGAGCAUUGCUGGGUGGGUGGCCCAAGAACAAACAAAGAAACAAAAACCCGAACUAUAAAACCAAUGGGAGAGCCAAGGAAAUGAAUGUCUAGCAUAAGAAAAAUUUUCCAAAGGCAUUUCUUUAGGAUAGUAUAUUGUAAAGAUAGGGAGCUGUAGAAAGAUGCCCAGGAGGGAAGAGAAGGAAUGAUUGGCAAGGGAGGAAAGCAAUCAUUGUGUAGGUCCAAAAGGUCAGGUGAAAGAAAGUGUUUCAAAGAAAAGGGAGCAAUAACUGUCCUAGAUGUGGCAGAUAGGCCAAGUGUGACAGGUCUGAGAAUAGCUUAUUGAGUUGGACACAUGACAAGCACUGGGGAACUUGAUGGGUUAUGCGGUCACUGGGAACCAGUUGCAGGGAUAUGAGAGGCAAGGAGUUGGGAAGCAAGUCAAAGUCAGAUUUUCAAAAACCUCUGAGGGUGAGGCAGGAAUCACCAGCAGUGCUUAGGUGUCAGGGCUCAGCCAUACUGGGCCAAAGAAUUUGGGCCUGAUGGUUCAGUGAUUGGGCUGGGGGGAAUGGCCAUGGGGUGCUCUGGGCCCAAUAGAUUCAAACGUGGGGUCUUUGCAUGCAGAGCAUGUACUUCAGUCCUUUGGACUAGCUCCCCAGUUCCUUUUUAAGAAGUUUUGAUGGCAAAUGAAAUAGAAAUAGUAGCCUGAGGUAGAAGUAGGAUUGAGAGAGAAAUUGCUUUUAAUGCAAGAAAAAUAAUGGCAUGUUAGCAGGCUGAUGGGAGUGAUCCCGAAGGCAGGCCUGAAUUGCUGGAAUAAUGACCUUGAGUGAAUAAUGAUGGGAUCUGGUGACCUUCAACAUAAACUAGAUGUCAUUUUUCUUUAUUCAAUUAUGUCUUGUUUUAUUUAUUUGGGGGGCCUACCAAGUGGUGCUCAGUGAUUCCCGUCCAUCAGGGCUGGUAGUUCAAUGCAAAGAACUGAGGUUGUGGUGCCGCUCAGGCCCCAUAGUCGAGGAUUACCCAGGCCACCCCAGAGAUGCUGAAAGGACCAUAUGUUAUGACAGGGACCAAAUCAGAGGCCACAGCAUACAAGGCGAGUGUCUUAACCCCAGGACUAUCUCUCCCACCCUGUCAUUUCUUCUUUUUGUGGGGGUAAAUGAUGGAUGAGCACUUGCAGGCAGUGCUUGAGGCACCUUUGGUGCCAAGGAUCAAACCUUUAAGCAUUAACUUGGACAGUUAGUCCUUAGCAAGUGAGGAAGGCAGAAAGCUGGAAGUGCAGUUGCUGGCAAGUGGUGAGAGCUUGUGAACAUUGUCUCAUGAUUCUUCCUAUUUUCCAGUGCCAUAGAAAGCAAAGUCAACAAGGAGAAUCGGGGGAGGGGGAGAGGAUUGGGAUCACGUAAAGUGCCUUGCUCUGUGUGUAUGUUAGCAUCUGUAGUUCGUAGGAUAAUGUGACAAAGCCUGAAUCCAUCUAGAAGAGCUAUCGAACUAUUCAAGGUAGGUAUAAACUAAAGGCAUAGUAAGAGUUCAUUUCUUCUCAUGACUGGCUGUUAGGGCAAGUUUCUCUGAGCAGAUGAAAGGGCAACUCUAGGCCUGGUGCAAUGCAAGGCUUUCUGAAAGCACAUACUGGCUGGCCAGCAGGCUGCAUAAUGAUCUCGGAGAAAAUCGUUCCCAUGAGUCAUUAGAACUUUAUGUCACAGAGGAGCCGGGGAGAUGCCUCAAAUGGUUGGAACACAUGUUUGGCAACUGGGGGCUCUGGAUUCCCUCCCCAGCACCUCAUGGUCACCUGAGCCACUGACUUAUGUGUCAGAAUGGUCACUGAUCACCUCUUAGUGUUGCCCAGAAAACAAAAACAGAUGAAACACAGAACUUCCUGAGUAGAAGACCAACUUAGAAGCAGCUAAUACUUUUUUAUUUUGUUUUGUUUUGCAGGGCUGCUCUCGGUGGUGCUCAGGCUUGGCUCUGCAAAAAGGGCUUACUCCUGGUGGGGUACCCGGGAUCAAACCUGGGUGUGCCACAUGCAGGGCAAGCCCCUAACCCACUGUAUUAUCUCUCUGGCCCCAUAAGACCAGCUAAUAAUUUAACUGGGGUUUCUUUUCAAAUUGCUUGCUAACCACGAGCGUCAAUUAAAGCGAAGUCAGUCACAUCAAAAUAAGAUGUAGUUUUUGGCUCAAAUGUGGUGGUGGAGAGAUUUAAAAAAAAUUACAGAUAUGUUUUAUAAAAAACCUUACCCAUUUUAUGAAGAGGAGGAAGGCAAACAAACAUAAGAGAACAAAGGGAUGUUAUGAAGCAUCUCCACACUUGUCUGUAGGGUUGUGACCAUCCCUCUAAGUAUCUGUCAUUUUACUAUACUGUCAUUUUUACACUAGUUUGCACCCAUGUUUUCUCACUUCAAGAAAUAAACAAUUGUUGAGAUAC